CCCAGCGGAGCUGGCCGCUCAGCGGGUGCGGGUGCGGGUGCGGACGCACCGGCCAUCACCGCGCGGCCGAGCAGCCGACACCGUGCUCACCUGAGGCGCCCCGGGAGCGGGGCAGCCGGCAGAACGGAAGGCCAUGUCCCAUGAAAAGAGUUUUUUGGUGUCUGGGGACAACUACCCUCCCCCCAACCCUGGAUAUCCUGGAGGGCCCCAGCCUCCCAUGCCUCCCUAUGCUCAGCCUCCUUACCCUGGGGCCCCUUACCCACAGCCCCCUUUCCAGCCUUCCCCCUAUGGUCAACCAGGGUAUCCCCAAGGCCCCAGCUCCUACCCCCAAGCGGGCUACCCUCAGGGUCCCUACCCCCAAGGGGGCUACCCUCAGGGCCCCUACCCUCAAGGAGGCUACCCCCAAGGGUCUUACCCACAGAGCCCCUUCCCUCCCAACCCCUAUGGACAACCACAGCCCUUCCAGUCACAGGACCCUGACUCGCCACAGCUUGGAAACUAUCAGGAGGAGGGGCCCCCAUCCUACUAUGACAACCAGGACUUCCCUUCUGCCAACUGGGACGACAAGAGCAUCAGGCAGGCCUUCAUCCGCAAGGUGUUCCUGGUGCUGACCCUGCAGCUGUCAGUGACCCUGUCCACAGUGGCUGUGUUCACUUUUGUUGGGGAAGUGAAGGGCUUCGUCCGGGAGAAUGUUUGGACCUACUAUGUCUCCUACGCCAUCUUCUUCAUCUCCUUGAUUGUCCUCAGCUGUUGUGGGGACUUCCGGCGAAAGCAUCCCUGGAACCUUGUGGCACUGUCAGUCUUGACCAUCAGCCUGUCCUACAUGGUGGGCAUGAUAGCCAGCUUCUAUAACACCGAGGCGGUCAUCAUGGCUGUGGGCAUCACCACAGCUGUGUGCUUCACAGUAGUCAUCUUCUCCAUGCAGACCCGCUAUGACUUCACCUCAUGCAUGGGCGUGCUCCUGGUGAGCAUGGUGGUGCUCUUUAUCUUCGCCAUCCUCUGCAUCUUCAUCCGGAACCGCAUCCUGGAGAUCGUGUAUGCCUCGCUGGGCGCUCUGCUCUUCACCUGUUUCCUGGCAGUGGACACACAGCUGCUGCUGGGGAACAAGCAACUGUCCCUGAGCCCAGAGGAGUACGUGUUUGCAGCACUGAACCUAUACACAGACAUCAUCAACAUCUUCCUGUACAUUCUCACCAUCAUUGGCCGCGCCAAGGAGUAGCCUGUUCCCCCAGCUUGCUGUGCCCUGCUCAGGUGGCAUGGCUGGCCUGGACCCUGCCCCUGACAUGACAAGGCCACCUGUACUUCCCUCUCUCUGGUCCCAGACACAGCCUAGGGCAGGGGGAAUCCCCUCUCCAACCCUCCUGUAUGUAUACUGCAGAUACUUCCGUUUGGACCCACUGUGGCCACAGCAUGGCCCCUUUUAGCCCUCCAGCCCCACCCAAGGGGCAGUAGGGCUGCGUUUCUGUGCCACCUCCUGUUGACUCAUUGUUGCAUGAGCCCCGUCUUCCAGCCCACCCCAGGGUCUGGGGGCAACACCAGGUCCCAGGGGAGAGGGAUUGAGCCAAGAGGUGAGGGUGCACGUCUUCCCUCCUGUCCAGCUCCCCAGCCUGGCAUAGAAUAUUCCUUUUCCCUCCCCACCUCCACCUGGAGCAUUGCUCUCAGGGACACACAGGUUGGGGGUCUCUGCUGAGCCCUGAGAGCAGAGAAGAUGGCAUGUUUCAGGAAAGGAGGAAGCCUUCCUCUCGUCCUGCUGUCAUUAAAGUUCCAAUAAAUGGGAUCUUCUGCUCUCUGCUUCUCA
Molecule: messenger RNA, 1798 nt
Organism: Marmota flaviventris (yellow-bellied marmot)
Lineage: Eukaryota; Metazoa; Chordata; Mammalia; Rodentia; Sciuridae
Gene: Grina
Product: glutamate ionotropic receptor NMDA type subunit associated protein 1
Biological process (GO): negative regulation of apoptotic signaling pathway
Cellular component (GO): membrane; endoplasmic reticulum; Golgi apparatus
Source: RefSeq, a predicted model, not a curated record